AUGCCAAUGGCUAGACCUGGCAAGGGCAAGAGCGAGUACGAGUAUGCCUACGAAGAGUACUCGGCCUACGAAGAGGUUACCGCUGCCGGUGGUGGAAGCUCCUCCUCUUCCUCUGCUUCGGGUGCAGGCGUCGUCCCUACCCGCCGUCGCCGUCGUGCCGAUGUCGAAGCUGCUGGUAUGGCCUCAGACUCAGACUCAGACUCGGGCUCGGGCUCGGGCUCAGGCUCGGGCUCGGGAUCCGACUCGUUUACCCGUGGCCUGCCGGACUCGCUUGCGCCGACCACCAUCCGCAUCCUCAAGUUCCUCAAGGAGGCCGAGGAGGAGAUGAACCGCGGGCCGAGCGAGGAGCAGAUCGCGUGGGAGGCCGAGCUCGCCGAGGACUACUCCACCUGGGGCUACCUUCGGUGGGCAGCGUGGAAGACGUACAAGGGCGCAGACUGGCUCGGCGGAACCAUCGCCCACGUCACGGGCAUCACCGCGCCCAAGUAUCAGUACUACAUCGAUCACGCCAUUCGUGAGAAGGAGGAAGAGGAGGCUCGUCGCCGCGAGACCUUUGCCGCUCGCUCUGCUGCCAUGGCCUCUGUCGAAGGUGGCCGCCCUAUCCACUCGGACGCCUCGGCUGACUCGAUCGCCAUGUCUUCGCACGAGUAGCCGCCACCACACACACGCUCUCUCUCUCUCUCUCACACACACACACACCGGCUCCACGUUCACUCCACUCCCAUCUGCACAAUAACACCCAGUCGCCAC
This is a messenger RNA of Thecamonas trahens ATCC 50062, 750 nucleotides long. RefSeq lists its product as uncharacterized. Lineage: Eukaryota; Apusomonadida; Apusomonadidae. The record is from RefSeq and is a predicted model, not a curated record. Bases 1 to 651 code for a protein of 216 amino acids. The transcript has a single exon.